AUGUCCUUAAUUAGCAAUAUGGAUGCUGUCUUGGAUGAUCUAAUUGGAUAUUUUUAUGUGAGCAAGACCUCGCAAAAGAACAGUUCAGCAAUAUAUUAUAGCAUGGAGGUUGACAGGUAUGGCGAGUAUAUCUCGGAGUUUAGUGCAACUCAUCUCGAUCGAAACUGGACGGAAAAUGGCGACGUUGUGUACGUAAAAAGUCAUCAAAAUAAUCAAGGUAUAGCGAGAAUUCUGAUGAGUUAGAAGCUUGUAGAAAUUGGGUUUUACACCAAAUUUGAUUCAAAUGGAAAAUUGUACCUCAAAUGUCGAAAUUUUGCUUCUCUACAAUAAUUUCUAUUAUACUUAAAAGGUUUAGCCAGAGCUUGUAAAAAAUAUUGCUUGUAAGUAUGUUUUCGUGUAUUUUCGCCAUGUUUGAUUGAGCAACUGAUCUCAUAUUAAACUAUACAUAGCGAACACGAAGGGCUUGCACGAAGAGCACCUGGUUUGAAACAAAACGUGUCUUGUAAACAGCUUCCGUGACAAAAAUACCAUACGCAGAAACUUCAUCAUGGGAGAAAAUAUGAUGCACUGGGGGAGGUUGGUGCAUAAUCGUCAGAGCAAGCGCCUUUCACCUCUGAGAUCGCGCGAUGCUCAUUCUCGAGAUUCUCAGGGCUCGAUAUAUUCAUGUGAAAGAGUCCGUCAACACUCCACUAAAAGUCGUGAGUUUCUCGGACAUGAGUCAUAGGGUUGGCAGCCAGAUGCGCCCUAAGAAGGUCUCAACUAGCUCGAUCAGAUUUGAGCAUCGUUCUUUCCAAUUCAGCUUAGUUCUCGACUGUGAUGAAUAUGAGGAUAAUUGACACACCUCCACUUAUAUUUACGUACUCAUUCUUGCUUACUUUGUUCUCAAAAACUGAACUGAAGUGUUUAAACGAUGUGCAUUUGCAAUAUGCAUUUACUUUAGAUAAUGGAAAUUGUCCUCCUGGAUACCUCAACAUAAUGAACAAAUGUCUUUGGCUGAUGUGCCGUGUAAGCUCCCCUACAGAUGCAGAAUAUCGCUGUUCACGGACUUUUGGGACUCUAGCUUCACUUGAUGAAACUGGCAUGACACGCCUAGCCGAAUAUUUUGAUCAUAUCAAACUAGUCAAAGCUAGAAGUGUCAGAAUCACCCAGGUUAGUUAUGUUCUUAAAGUGAUACGGCAAUAUAUAUUUUUAUUAUUUCAUUUUAAAGAACUUUUAAAAUUGUAUAUUAAUCUCUUUACCGAUUUUGCGUAACUGUAUUAUUUCUUGAGAUAUUUGAACAGAAAAAAUCACAAAUCAGCGAGCUUUCCGCCAUCUUGGUUUUUGGCGGAUAUGCAUGUGACAUCAUAAGCAGGGUCACGCAAGAAUUUUAUCCAUAGAACAAUUGGUUAUUAUGAGCCCAAAAUCAUAUACUUUAGUAACUAUUUGAAAUAAAAACUGUCUGACGACUUUUCAAACAAGACUUAAUGUUAUUUGGUCAUUUAGAUGUAGUUUUAUAUGGCUAACCCUGCUUAUGACGUCACUAAAAUCACCGAUAAUGAGAUAAAAAUUAAUCCAAGAUGGCGGACAGCAAAUCAUUUUAAGUCAAAAUAUUUCAAGAAAUAAUAAAGUUACGCAAAAUCGGUAAAGGAGAUUAACAUAUAAUUUUAAAGGUUAUUUAAAAUGAAAUAAUAAAAAAAUAUAUGCCAUAUCUCUUAAGUCAGAGUCCUAUAAUUAAUGCCCCGCCGGCGCACACGCUGCGAUAAUUUAUGCUCUAAUCGUGUAUGAUUUUUGAUAGAUUACAGUGGGACUGUCAAGGAAAGAUCGACAAUGGGUCUGGAAUGAUGGACGAGUAUAUAAUAACAGUGAGCGUACCUUAAUGGAUAUAGAUUCCAAAAAUGCAUAUGCCUUUUUAACGUGGGAUGGAAAUAAGUUGGUACUCAAAGAUAGCUAUGUUUACAGCCAGUAUCAUCUAUGCGAGAAACGAGGAGGUAGGCGCAAUGGUUUGGCAAUAAUUCGCGAGCAUUUGAAGGAUUAAAUCUGUGGUGUUAUCAUUUACAUGAUUUGUAACGGCUGUUACAUAUUUCAAGAGGAAGGUGGGUGUUACCCCCCCCCCCCACACACACACACACACACAUCCCCUGGUCGCUACAACCCUGCAGGUGGCCUUCCCGGCAAACUGGAUUCGUAUGAACAAGCCCUAAGAUAGAGCGGAUUUGGAGGCAAUCAGGGAUGCCGGAAGUUGCUGAGGGCAAGGGGUGCAACUGGCUAACAAGAGGGCAUACUCCCUAAUAAAAGGGCACCAAUGAAAAUGAAAGGGUGUCAUGAUCUUACAUUCGUGUCGACCUCCCUCCCCGUCACCAAUUCUUUUCGGACCGAAUACAAUUAUUUAGGCACAAUUUCUCCGUAGGCUCGCCAAAAAUUCCAUAAGUAAUGCUUUCCGUUUCACCUUUCGCCAAAUAGAUAACAACUUUGCCGAAUUCCUGACGACUGAGGGGUGGAACACCCCACACACAUUCUCGAACGACGUUUAAUUCUGCCUGUUGCAAAAGUUUUGUGCACCCGUUACACCCAUAGUCUGCACCCGCACUGCACCCACAAAGUUGAAAAUGCAAAAGGCAAGGGGUGCACUUGCACCCGCUUCACCCGUGGUUCCAACAUCCCUGGGAGGCAAUGUCUCUUGUUAGCCUAAGUUCAAAGCGUUCGGUGCCAUGCUGUUAAAGGUCGUAUCAGAAAACUAAAUACAGUUAGGUUCACGUCGAAGUAGUCACUGUCGUAAUAUUCUUAAUUUAAUGAAAUAUUCUGUAUGCAUAUAACAUAUAAAAAAAAAGAAAAACUGGACGGGGAAAUGUUCCGACCUUUUCCUGGCGAUAUUCAUCAAGACAGCUGUGCACAUUUUUUAUUUUCAAAUUCUCGACAAUGGGUGUGGAGUGAUGGCCGAGUAUAUAAUAACAGCGAGCGUACCUUGGAUAUAGAUUCUAAAAAUGCGUACGCCUAUUUAACGUGGGAAGGAAAUAAGUUGGUGCUCAAAGAUGACAAUGUCAUAGAUAUCUUAUAUACACUAGAUAGCGCAUCUCUUUUAGUAAAAUUGAAGCCAAGAAUAUUCCAGCGGUUACCCCCAUUUGAAUAGAUGGCGGCCAUGUUGGUAUAGUUCCCACUCGCUAAUAAACGCUUAAAAAACAACAAUAACUUUCAUUAUUUGAAUAGUUUAAAAAUGUAUUUGGAAAAGGUUUAACUUAAUGUUUAAGUUCUCUGUUUAAGAAAUAGACAACAUGCGAAUCUUCUCAUUUCAUGGGAAUAUCCUGAGACUGCAAUGCUUCAAUUUUUGAAUUGCAGAAUAAUUAGAUGCACUAUCUAAUGUAUGACAAUGUGCCCGGCCAGCAUCAUAUGUGCGAGAAUCGAGGAGGUAGGCGCAAUGGUUUGGUAAUUUAUUCGCAAGCAAUUGAAGGAUAAGAUCUGUUAUGUAUCAUUUAUAUGAUUUGUAAUGGCUGUUACAUAUUUCAAGUGGGAGGUGGGUGUUACUCCCCCAACCCCAAUCUUCCCCCCUCAACACAUACACCUCGGUCGCUACGACCCUACAGGUGAUCUUCUUUAAUUAGGGCGAAUUCGGAGGCAAUGCCUCUUGUUAGCCUAAAUUCAAAACAUUCGGUGAUGUUAAAGGUCGUAUCACGUACAAGCACCCAUGCACCAAAUACAGUUAGGCUCACGUCGAAGUAGUCACUGUCGUAAUUUUCUUCUUAACGAAAUCUUCUGUAUGUGUUUAACAUAUCGAAAAAAAGAAAAAAUGGGGCGGGAAUGUUCCAAACAUUUUCUGGUGAAGUACCAUAAGUAUAUAAAACCAUACACCCUGCGAUAUUUAUCAAAACAGCUGCUGUGUAUAUUUUUUCUUUUCAAAUCAUCUCACUACAGAAAAUCUUGCGUAUAACUCUUGGUCAAGUCAGUCAAGCACCUCGCCUGAAUUCUCUUCACAAUUGGCAGUGGAUGGACUUGAUUACACUUGUAGUUUAACACUACAGCCAACGAAGGUAUGUAUUCUUUACAAGGCUGAAACUUCAGUAUUACGGCUGGGGGGGGAGCUUGUUUUGCCCGACCAAUAGGGAGUGCCCAGCGGACAUUUCUGUCGCAAAAAAAGUUUUCCAAAAAAAAUUUUUUCGGACAAUAACCCCCCCCCCCCUCGUCGACAACUUUUUAGAGAAAAAAAUUCUUCCGGACGAAUACGUUUAAUUGCUUUCGUUCAUUUUCCCCAUUACCCUGGAUUCCAGAGCCUUCGACAGUAAAUAAUAAAUUGACAUGUCGCGAAGGCUCUGGUUCAACGGGGCGAUUCUUUGAUUGAACCGCGCCAAACACAAAACAGAAUUAGUGGUUUUAGUACAGAUACUGUACUAAAACCACUAAUUCUGUUUUGUGAUUGGCGCGGUUUAAUCAAAGAAUCGCCCCGUUGAACCAGAGCCUUCGCGACAUUUCAAUUUAUUAUUUACUGUCGAAGGCUCUGGAAUCCAGGGUAUUUCCCCAUAUAUUUCCAUACAAAAUUUCGGUAAUUUGGCCAUUUUUCAGUAAUAUUUUCGUAAACUUAUCGGUAUUUUCCAUACAACUAUUACUUUUCGAUAAAUUAUGUAAAUUUUUUUGCCCGACAAACGUGUCGUUGAAAUUGUUAAACUUGCCCGACGAAACUACAAUAUUACAAUAUUGAGUGGGUGUCCCCCUCCCCUCAACCCCCCCCCCCCACUAGUUUCGCCCCUGAUUCUUCAUUUAAUGUGGUAUUAUCUCAAGCGCGAAAUGCAACAUCUGCAAAAACCGGAAUAUAGCAUAAAUCAGAUUUUCAGGCAGUUUUUGCUUCAUUUCAUAAUUAUUUCGUUUGCUUGCUUUUUUAAUGGUGGUAUUAAAUUUUUUCGGCUACCCAAAAGUUGCUUGUACUAUACAGAUUUUGCCACCUCCCCUUUACUACUUUCAAUUUAAACGUACAACUCUAUAAAUUUUUAUGCACUGAUUAAGAACUCACAGUUCUUGUCACACUUGCAAACCUGCAAACUGCGCAGUUUCUUUAUUUUUUAUUUUGAUUACGAUCACUCCUUGAAAGUUCACACAACGUACACUAGUAGUCUGGGGGAAUUAAGCUUGCAUCCGGAAUAAAUUACCAACAAUUCACAUUUGCUACGGUUAGAAAGCUUAUUUUAAGUAGAAUAACAUAUCAAAAGCCUCUCUACGCUCAAUAUAAAAAAUAGCCUAUUAAACUGCUAUUGUCAGUAAAGUUGUGAAAUUUCAAGUUCAUCUAUAGCGAAAAUAACCUACGUCACUAGAAAGAUCGCAGAAAAUUAUAUAUAACUCAAUUAGUAUAAACUGUUAUGCCGAAUACCUAACCCAUUUUGAAGUAUUAAUGCCAAUGAACGUUUAGCAGAUUUCACCGUACAUAGCCCAAAAAUGAUUAGGAAUUCGGCAUAACCGUUUAAUUGAGUUUUACAUAAUUUUUUGCGAUCUUUCUAGUGACGUAGAUUAUUUUUGCUAUAGAUGAACUUGAAAUUUCACAAUUUACUGACAAUAGCAGUUUAAUAGGCUAUUUUUUUAUAUUGAGCUCGCAAAUUAUGUUAUUCCACUUAAAAUAAGCUAUCUAACCGUACCAAAUGUGAAUUGUUGGUAAUUUAUUCCGGGUCUGCCUGUUUUUCUGACUAAUUCCCUCAGACUAUAGGGGCUAUAUCCUGAAAUUUCUUGGAUUUGACCGCGAAAUGAACUGGAAUCUAGUCUAUAUUUCACUGGCCACGUUCGUCGGAAUUAGUACAAUGCACUUCCUAGCGCGCUAAGUUUAAAAUAGCUAUGAUGUUGAGCUGUGCAUGAAAUUUCUUGCAUUUCACGUUCUUUCCACGCUAUAGAUCGAAGCCAGAGAUCAAAGCUACAUUCCUCGGCUAAUCGCAACUACUUUUUGCGUUUAAUCCGUACUAGUAUUAAGGAAAACGCUAAGUUGUGUUUGAUUAUGAUGUUGAAAAGUGAAACAAGGCUACGUUUUGUGCUUGUUUUGAUUUUAUAUGAUUUGGUGAUGAAAUUCCACCACGUUUCGGUUCACCGAAGACACAGAUUUAUUGGCACACCUGUCUAUUUUUUUUAUAAUUUCUUGAAACUUUACCCUUUUGUGGAUUCUUAGUUUCGUCUGCGUGGAAGGCUUCUAAAGUCUCGUCUGCAGGUAAUUAUUAUGUCGGGAAGGUUGUUGAUGAAAAUUGCAAAAAGAACAGGUCCUAGGAUACUUCCUUGAGGCACACCACGUUGCACCACUUUUGAUUGCGAAAUAGCUGGGUUUAUACAUGAAUUUGCUAGCGAAGUGGCAGCAAUUAAUGAACUUAAGGUUGUAGAUUUAGACUAAAUGUGCAAAGAAACAAUGAAAAAUACUAGUACAUAAUUAUAUAUUGUUGCGAGUUUUGGCAAUUUAGGCGAUAUUUUUAGAUCUCCUGUUGCCGAUUUAAUGCGAUUUUAGGCAAUUUAAAAGAACUUCGGUCAAUUUUAACCCGCGAUUUAAUGCUAUUUUAGGCGAGUUACCACCUCAGAGUAGGCUUCACCGCCAUAUAGACUGCAUAAUAUAGGGAGGGACUUAAAUUUUCUUUUACAUACAGGCCCUUCAGGCCAAGACCUCCGUACAUAAUAGAAUAUUUAUAAAAUCUUUCACUUUUAAACAAAGUGGUGAUGUUAUAAUAAAUUCUUACUAUAUUCAAUCGUAUUUUAGCGAUCCCAAAAUUCUUGGUGGAAAAUUAUCCUUGACGAACCAGCUAAAAUCUAUUCAGUGAAGAUCAGAUUGCCCAAGCUGAUUGUCGCCGGAAAUACGCUGGUUACUGUCGGCUUGCGAGACGACGGUACAUUACCAAACUUUGCGAAAGACUUAGAGAUCGAUAAUACCCCGGAAAAUAUAGUCAUUUGUGAACCACCAUCAUUUGCUCGUUAUGUCAUGAUUGAAAGCAAAGACGGAGGAUAUUUGCAGCUUUGCGAGGUAGACGUAUACGCAGCAGGUAAUCCAUUACCAUUUUUGUUUAAAAUUCGCAAAUCCUAG
Molecule: messenger RNA, 7003 nt
Organism: Paramuricea clavata
Lineage: Eukaryota; Metazoa; Cnidaria; Anthozoa; Malacalcyonacea; Plexauridae
Source: the annotation of a GenBank genome assembly